Messenger RNA from Hordeum vulgare subsp. vulgare (domesticated barley), 1329 nucleotides. Its product is annotated as acyl-[acyl-carrier-protein] desaturase 7, chloroplastic-like. Gene Ontology annotation, biological process: fatty acid metabolic process. Gene Ontology annotation, molecular function: stearoyl-[ACP] desaturase activity. Bases 19 to 1302 code for a protein of 427 amino acids. Lineage: Eukaryota; Viridiplantae; Streptophyta; Magnoliopsida; Poales; Poaceae. Gene Ontology annotation, cellular component: chloroplast stroma. The record is from RefSeq and is a predicted model, not a curated record. The transcript is spliced from 2 exons.
CAUUCAUUCAUCUCGGAUAUGUCGACGUUGCAAAGCUCAUUGCUCAUGUGUCCACUAGCGAGGCCAUGGACAAGAAGAGGGAAUAAUAGAGGUCUCCAACAAGUACUCACAAACAUCACCUACUGGAGAUGCAGUAGCGCCGGCGAUGGAGGAAGAUUCAUGGCAGAAAUAGCAGGACUCGGUAAGGGAAGCACGGGAACUGGCCGGAGAGCCGCCGUUGCGGCUAAGCACGAGGAGGAGGGCACCGACGAUGAGUGGCUCAUGUACUUGAAGCCGGCGAAGCUGGAGGUGUUCCAUCAUCUCGAGCCUUGGGCGGAGGCAAACGUGGUGCCGCUCCUUAAGCCCGCGGAGGUGGCGUGGCAGCCGACGGACUUGCUGCCGGACCUGGCGUCGCUGGGCGCCGACGGCUUCCACGCGGCCUGCUCCGACAUCACCGCGCGCGCGGCCGGCCUGCCCGACGCGCACCUCGUGUGCCUCGUGGGGAACAUGGUGACGGAGGAGGCGCUGCCGACGUACCAGAGCAUACCCAACCGCUUCGAGGGAGUGCGCGACCUCACCGGCUCCAGCGGCACCGCCUGGGCGCGGUGGAUCCGCGGCUGGUCCGCCGAGGAGAACCGCCACGGCGACGUGCUCAACAGGUACCUCUUCCUCUCCGGCCGCGUCGACAUGCGGCAGGUCGAGAGGACCAUCCACAACCUCAUCAACUCCGGCAUGGUCAUGAACGCGGCACGGAGCCCCUACCACGGCUUCAUCUACGUCGCCUUCCAGGAGCGCGCCACCUCCAUCUCCCACGGCAACACGGCGCGCCGCGCCAAGGAGCACGGCGACAUGGCGCUCGCCCGCAUAUGCGGCGCCAUCGCCGCCGACGAGAAGCGGCACGAGCUGGCCUACACGCGCAUCGUGGGGAAGCUGUUCAAGAUCGACCCCGACGGCGCCGUGCGCGCGCUCGCCUACAUGAUGCGGCUGCGCAUCGUCAUGCCGGCGUCCCUCGUGACCGACGGCCGCGACGACGACCUGUUCGCGCACUACGCAGCCGUGGCGCAGCAGGCCGGCAUUUACACGGCCUCCGACUACCGUAGCGUUCUGGAGCACCUGAUAAAGCAGUGGGGAGUGGAGGAGCUGGUGGCCGGCGAGCUCUCCGACGAGGGGAGGCGUGCGCGGGACUAUGUGUGCGCGCUGCCACGAAAAAUCCGCAGGUUGGAGGAGAAGGCCAAUCUACGUAACGGCAGAAAGGCCCAACCCAUGACACCCGUCUCAUUCAGCUGGAUCGUAGAUAGGCCCAUCAACAUUACCAUCGGCUAAUCUGGCUGAUCAGUCUUGUCUAAAAAA